Puccinia graminis f. sp. tritici CRL 75-36-700-3 is the source of this 1251-nucleotide messenger RNA. RefSeq lists its product as uncharacterized. The record is from RefSeq and is a predicted model, not a curated record. The transcript is spliced from 4 exons. Lineage: Eukaryota; Fungi; Basidiomycota; Pucciniomycetes; Pucciniales; Pucciniaceae. The coding region runs from base 1 to 1251 and encodes 416 amino acids.
AUGCCCGAGUCAUUUGGCCUCACCAGAGACGCUUUGUAUGUUCACAUAAAGCUCAUAUGGAAUCUUAUGGAGCAAAAGACGAUCCCAGGCCCCCCUGACCCCAAAACCAUCAAGGAGUUUACAUCCCAAUUUUCGAAUGCCAAUGAGAUUGAAAAAAUGGCAAACAAUCCGGCUGGUGAAUCCCUCAUCCCUGUGAAGGAUGUUGUUACCUUCAAGGAUCUCCAGCUUGGGAGAAAGAAGGUCAGCAAAGGGUUGGUAAACCUGGAGGAAUUUUUUGUCAGCUAUACGAAGGCCAUUCUAGCUCGUCUUGGGAUACGCAUGUGGGCGCCAGACCUUGAAGAUUUGCUGAACUCACUGUACAAAGAAGCUUGCCGCCAAGCUGCCCUCAAAUCCUUCCUCCAGGCUUCUGUUGGUGGUGCUUACACCUACAUGAACAUCAAUCCAAAGUAUGCGACAGAUCUCAGGCUUCUGAUUCCUGCGUACAAUCACUAUGUCCACUUCUUGCAAAAAACCGGUACAAUCGAGAGAAGAACCAGAGCGGCAAGUUCUGGAUGGAUGAAGAGUCUUCAAGACAUUCAAUUGAAAUUUGUGCUUGCCCAGAAUCUCCCUAAGCAAUAUCAGAAGGUCAUAUCCAAUGUCAACUGCCAUAGCAAUGACAAAUACUGUCUGAAAAUGAGAGUUUAUAUCAUCAAAACAUUGAAGUUUUGGUCACCCAAUGCCACCAAGUUCUUCCGCCGACUCGAUGUCGCCAUCCUGACAUCUGAUGAACUGGACGGUAAACGUGUGCAGCGUUGCAGACGAGUUUCUCCAUCCACUCCACACCCAUCCCUUUUCACCAAGCCUCUGAAAGGCCAACCGUUAGAUUUCUACAACGCCGAGUGGUUCAAUGACUUGUUACCUCAACAACGCAUGGAAAUCGCUAACACCCGUGAAGUCUUCUUCGACCAACUCACAAAACCUUACGACCUCACCCAUGAGAUUGAAGAAAAUGCCAAUGAGGAAGAAACAUCCGAUGAAGAGGAUGAUCCCUCUUUCGACCCAGAUGAAAUCAAUUUGACUCACUCUGUAAACAAGGAAGAAGAAGAGGAGCAGGAGACAGAAGGAGACGGUGACUUUGGUGAUGACUCAAUGGGUACUUCUGGUCACCUCAAAGAAGAGGAGGAAGAUGCGGUCAGCAACGGCGACAAGGAGGAACUCGUGCGUGAAGCCCAUUGCAAUGCAAUGUUGCUUGACGAGGAUGAGGAGCUCUAA